Messenger RNA from Haliaeetus leucocephalus (bald eagle), 332 nucleotides. RefSeq names its product inhibitor of DNA binding 4, dominant negative helix-loop-helix protein (gene ID4). Gene Ontology annotation, biological process: circadian regulation of gene expression; negative regulation of transcription by RNA polymerase II; cell differentiation. Bases 53 to 331 code for a protein of 92 amino acids. Gene Ontology annotation, molecular function: transcription regulator activity; protein dimerization activity. Gene Ontology annotation, cellular component: nucleus; cytoplasm. NCBI's taxonomy places the organism in Eukaryota, Metazoa, Chordata, Aves, Accipitriformes, Accipitridae. The transcript has 2 exons. The record is from RefSeq and is a predicted model, not a curated record.
GGGGAGCCCGCCGUCGGGCGAGGAGCCGGCGGCCCUGUGCCUGCAGUGCGAUAUGAAUGACUGUUACAGCCGGCUGAGGAAGCUGGUGCCCACCAUCCCGCCCAACAAGAGGGUCAGCAAAGUGGAGAUCCUCCAGCAUGUCAUCGACUACAUCCUCGACCUGCAGCUGGCUCUGGAGACGCACCCGGCGCUGCUCCGGCAGCAGCAGCAGCCGCCCGCCCUGCACCCGGGCAGCUGUCCCGCGGGGACCCCCAGGACCCCGCUGACGGCCCUCAACACUGACCCGGCUGGCUCUGUUAACAAGCCGGGGGACAGCAUCCUCUGCCGCUGAC